GGGAACGUGACGUCACAAGCGAUUCUUGCAUCAAAACAUCUGACUCUGAGUUGGCUGCCGGAACAGGAUUGAGACCAUUUGUUUCUGUUGUCAUUAAGUUAAAUUAAGUUACAACAAUGCCUACACCCCAAGAACCAACGGGGAGGACUUUUAAACAACGGAAAAGCUUCGCCACCAGGAAGGAGGAGGUGGAAGGCAUCCGACAGAAGUUCCCAACCAAAAUACCUGUGAUUGUGGAGAGGUACCACAAGGAGAACCAGCUGCCAGUGCUGGACAAGACCAAGUUCCUUGUACCACAGGAGCUCACCAUGUCACAGUUCGUCACCAUCAUCAGGAACAGGAUGUCGUUGAAUGCAAACCAAGCAUUUUAUCUGAUCAUAAAUAACAAAAGCAUUUCCAGCAUGUCAUCCACAAUGGCAGAGAUCUAUCGCGACGAGAAGGAUGAAGAUGGUUUCCUCUAUAUGACCUAUGCCUCGCAGGAGAUGUUUGGGGGACACUGAUAACAGGGAGAUAACUCUUGACUAGAAUCAUAAGUGCUGGCAAGUGUGAGGAACAAACAAGUUUCACAGUCCAAGGUCUUCAGUGAAAAUUAAACUUUAUAACUAUCAGCUGUAGACUCUCUGUGAUGGAAGUCUUUCUGAUGGUGAAACUGUUGUAACUGAUUCCUCCAUCUUUCAUAUUUGUUUUUGCGUGGUCAUGUAUCCGUGCUGUAGUUCUGUUCCUAUAUUGAUCUCAUCAUUCAAUGGCCAAUGUCGUCUUUUGUUCUGUCUGUUUUGUGAGAUGUUUUACAUGUAUGUACAUAGCAGGGCUCCAGAUAAGGGCCAUAUCGGCGUAUGUACGGAUAUAAAAUGUGCACGAUAUGGCAGGAAAUAAUUUAGAAAACGU
Molecule: messenger RNA, 885 nt
Organism: Haliotis rubra (blacklip abalone)
Lineage: Eukaryota; Metazoa; Mollusca; Gastropoda; Lepetellida; Haliotidae
Product: microtubule-associated proteins 1A/1B light chain 3C-like
Exons: 4
Coding region: 117-500 (127 amino acids)
Biological process (GO): autophagy of mitochondrion; macroautophagy; cellular response to nitrogen starvation
Cellular component (GO): autophagosome membrane; cytosol; autophagosome
Molecular function (GO): ubiquitin protein ligase binding
Source: RefSeq, a predicted model, not a curated record